Messenger RNA from Oenanthe melanoleuca, 1942 nucleotides. RefSeq names its product pygopus family PHD finger 2 (gene PYGO2). Lineage: Eukaryota; Metazoa; Chordata; Aves; Passeriformes; Muscicapidae. Gene Ontology annotation, biological process: kidney development; spermatid nucleus differentiation. The record is from RefSeq and is a predicted model, not a curated record.
CCCCCCAGGACCUCAUACGUGGUUUGUUCCGUCUGUUCCUUUCACCGCCCCCCCCUUCCGUCGCGCUGCACUUGGUUUGGUCUGGCCGAGGGGUGGGUGGGAGUCUGCGGUGAUUGACACAUCGUGUGCGCUUCGCCCCGCCCCCCGCGCGGUGUGAUUGGCCCCGCCUGGGUUCCGGUUCCGCUCGGGCCAUGGCGGCGGCGCGCGCGCUGUAAGCGCUAUGGCGGCCCCGCACGCAGAGAAGCUGGAGGGAGCGGUCCCGGCCCCGCCGCCCCCGCCGGGGCCCCCGCACCCCGCGGGCAGCGCUGCCGCCGGCGGGCCCGGCCGGAAGCAGGGGAAGGCAGGGCUGCAGAUGAAGAGCCCCGAAAAGAAGCGGCGCAAGUCCAACACGCAGGGCCCGGCCUAUUCGCACCUCUCGGAGUUCGCCCCGCCGCCCACUCCCAUGGUGGACCACCUGGUUGCCUCCAAUCCCUUCGAGGAUGACUUCGGGGCCCCCAAGGUGGGGGCGGCCCCCGCCCCCUUCCUGGGCAGCCCCGUCCCCUUCGGCGGUUUCCGCGUGCAAGGGGGGAUGUCGCCUCAGGUGCCCCCUGGUUACGGCGGGGGUCCGCAGCCCCUGCGGAGGCAGGCCCCCCCUUUCGCCCCCGGGCAGAUGGGCCCGGCCUUUAGCAUGCCCCCUCAGAAUCCAAACUACGUGCAGCCGGGGGGCUUGACCUUCGCCGGGCAGCCCUUCAGCCAGCCCCUUGGACAGAACUUCAGCCCCCCGAUGGGGCAGCUCAUGCAGGGGCCUGUUGCGGGCUUCGGGCCCAUGAUGUCCCCCACUAUGGGGCAGCCCCCGCGGGGGGACAUGGGCCCCGGGCCAGCCCUCAACCCCCCCGGGGGACCGGCAGUGGCUCAGCGCUUCAGCCAACCCAGCAACCUCUUUGGACAAUCGCCCAUGCAGCGCCCCGGGCAGAACAUGCCACCCCUGCCUCCCACAGCCAGUCCCUUCGCUGGGGCGGAUCCCAGCUUCCCUGCUAGCAGCGAGGAGGGGGGCAAGAACCCUCCCCCCAGCACCUUUGCCCAGGAGCAGCACUCGGGCUCCCCCGCCACCGUCAACGGGGCACAGCCUGCUUUCGCCCCCAACAGUGCUGGCCGCAGUGCCAGCACUCCUGAGACCAACAGCCUCCCACUGCCACCCCCCGGCAAGGCCACCAGCACCUCCGGGCACCAGCCACCACCAGGGCUCGUGUACCCCUGCGGGGCCUGUCGCAACGAGGUGAACGACGACCAGGACGCCAUCCUGUGCGAGGCCUCCUGCCAGAAGUGGUUCCACCGAGAGUGCACGGGGAUGACCGAGAAUGCCUACGGGCUGCUCACCACUGAGGCCUCUGCUGUCUGGGCCUGCGACUUCUGCCUCAAGACCAAGGAGAUCCAGUCGGUCUACAUCCGGGAGGGCAUGGGACAGCUGGUGACCGCCAACUGAUGGCUGAGUCACCCUUCAGCUGCCAUGUACAGCUUUCCCCCACUGAUAUAGGACCAAACCCUCAUUUUUUGUAGCUGUCGCCCCCCUGCCAGCCAGAGAGGCACUGCCAUGCAUUGGCUGUUGCUGCUCACCGGGCACUGCCUGCCAGUGGGACCCUCCGGGGGCUCUGGGACGGUGCUGGCUGUGCCGUUGUCAGCCCUGUGCUGUGGGCAGGGCUCUGGCCCCGGUGCACCGGCUCUGUGAGGGCUGAGGCUUCCUGGUGCUCCACAGUGCUGCCCUCAGGUCAUUGCCCUUGCUGGGGGCACCUCCUGGGCUGUGCAGCAGUCCCUGGUGCCCCUUCUGCAUUCACGGGGCAGUCCCGGUGCCCCCUGCUCCGGUGCUCGGGAUGGUCCCGGUACCCACUCCCCACCCCAGGUCCGUCCGUUUUAGCCAAUCGUUAACGGAAAUUUUUGUACCGUCGUUAUAAAACUCUUAAACGCG